UAGUUUAUUAGUUUAAGUUUUUUGAUAAAGUUUUGUAUAAGAUUUGAUCAGUUUUUCAAUAAAAAUGUAUUGAUAUAUUAGUGAAUAAGCUUCGUUAAGUGUAAGAGUGAAAAUGGAGAAGAUAAAUUGCAGUUUGCUAUUGAUAUCUCUCUGUGCUUUGUUAUGGGGUGUGGCCGGCCAAUACGAGUGGCAAUUGAGAGAUGCUUUCGAUGAAAUUAGAGGCAGAAUUGACAGAGUUUCCGCAGAUAACUGCUAUAUUACACAUCUUGAUGAUUUGUUUCUUCCGCCAGACUCUGUUUCACAUCAUCCGGAUGUAAAAGAGAUCAAUAUUAACCCUGUCUUUCCUAACCGAACGGCGCUGCUUCAUUUACACAACAUGGCAAUGAAUCGAGCGUUUUUCUGGAGCUAUAUCCUUCAGUCUAGGUUUAUCCGACCGGCUAUCAAUGAUACAUACGAUCCUGGCAUGAUGUAUUACUUUCUUUCAUCAGUGGCGGAUGUUUCUGCAAAUCCGUACAUAAACGCCAGUUCUCUAUACUUCUCGCCAAAUAUGUCCUACACGUCGUCAUAUAGAGGGUUCUUCAAUAAGACCUUGGCCAGGUUUGCACCUAGAGCUUACAGAUCUGAUGACUUUAAUGAUCCUGUGCAUCUACAGAAGAUCUCAACCAUGAAUACAUUUAUUGCUGAAGAUCUGGGAGCAUUUGAUCCAGAGAGUUUGUCCAAAGACUACACAUCAGAUUUUUACCGCACUAAUGAAUGGUACAGCAAGUGGCUUCCUGAUAGGGUUGGAGAUCGACAUGACACAAAAACAACCUACCAGGUUGAAAUAAGAUAUGCAAAUAACACAAAUGAGACAUUUACAUUUCAUGGACCUCCUGGUAACGAUGAGGUACCAGGCCCUGUGAACUGGACGCGCCCUUACUUUGACUGCGGAAGACUGAACAAGUGGCUGGUUGCCGCAGUCUCCCCAGUUGCAGAUAUCUUCCCGCGGCACACGCAGUUCAGACACAUUGAAUAUCCUAAAUAUACGGCUGCUGUAGUGAUGGAGAUGGACUUUGACAGGAUAGAUAUAAACCAAUGCCCUGAGAGUCAGGGCAAUGAUAAGCCGAACCGGUUUAAAGCAACAGCAAGAUGCAAAAACGAAACAACAGAGUGCGAGCCUAUCCACGGCUGGGGUUUCCGCCGCGGCGGCUACCAGUGCCGCUGCAAGCCGGGCUACCGCCUGCCGAGCAUCGUCCGUCGCCCGUAUCUAGGCGAGAUCGUCGAACGAGCCACCUCUGACCAGUACUUUAACAACUUUGACUGCCUGCCUAUUGGAUGGAUCCAGCGACUGCCCGUGAAAUGGGAGCGUUCGCUCCCGUUCCUCCGCGCCAUGUACCUGGACAAGUACUACGAGUACGUGAACGCGAGCACCGGCCCGGCCGCGCUGCACACCGAGCGUCCCAAUGUAUACGAAGUGCUUAGUUUCAUACGGAGCGUGCAGCCUCACAACUGCUCAUUAUACAACCCAUCCGACCUCUUCUUGAACGGCGACAUCGCCUACGGCGCAGAAGAACAAUUCGCUAACCAGGCCAAGAUGGCAGUCCGCUUGGCCAACUUCAUCAGCGCGUUCCUGCAGAUAUCGGACCCGAUGGAGGUGUUCAGCGGCACACGCGUCGCCGACAAACCACUCACUGAGGACCAGAUGAUUGGCGAGACCCUGGCUCUAGUGCUUGGAGACUCCAAGAUUUGGUCUGCCGGCAUAUUCUGGGAUAGAAACAAAUUCAUAAAUCGAACUUUCUUCGCACCAUUUGCUUACAAGACUGAACUCAACACUAGGAAAUACAAACUUGAGGAUCUUGCUAGGCUCAACACUACUGAGGAACUGUACACCAACCAACCAUGGUUCCAAUUCCUGAAACAACGCUGGUUGACCAACUUCGACAGCCUCGAGAAGUUCUUCCUCAAAAUGAAAAUCCGCGAUGACGAGUUCGGCAAAUACUUGAAACACUACGAGAGAUACCCGACGUCGUAUAUGGCGGCUAACCUGAAGCAUGGCCACUGGACCACGCCCUACUUUGACUGUAAAGGGCAUCUAAAGCAGUGGGUGACCACGUAUGCCGCGCCGUUCUUUGGGUGGGAUAGUGUUAAAGUGAAAUUGGAAUUCAAGGGUGUGGUGGCGGUGACAAUGCAGCUGAUGUCCUUAGACAUCAACCAGUGCCCCGACAAGUACUACGUGCCUAAUGCCUUCAAGGGAACCGAUAAAUGUGACAGGCUAUCUUCUUAUUGUGUACCAAUCCUUGGUCGUGGCUUCGAGGCUGGCGGCUACAAGUGCGAAUGUCUCCAAGGUUACGAGUACCCGUUCGAGGACGAGAUCACGUACUACGACGGGCAGAUCAUGGAGGCCGAAUUCCAGAACGUCAUCGAGGACAAGAAGACCCGCAUAGACAUGUUCAAGUGCAGGCUGGCGGGCGCCGCCGCCAUACAGAGCAGCUUCGCUGUGCUGCUAGCCGUAUUAUGUUUAGUUUAUAAGCUUAGGUAAACAAUGCACUGAGAAUUUAGUAUAAAGUUAUUGCGGCGGGCAAAUAAAAACUUGGGUAAGCCCUUUAAAAUUGUACAAAACGUACGUAG
Molecule: messenger RNA, 2607 nt
Organism: Cydia amplana
Lineage: Eukaryota; Metazoa; Arthropoda; Insecta; Lepidoptera; Tortricidae
Exons: 12
Coding region: 113-2518 (801 amino acids)
Source: RefSeq, a predicted model, not a curated record